This is a messenger RNA of Suillus clintonianus, 1488 nucleotides long. Its product is annotated as Misato segment II tubulin-like domain-containing protein. The coding region runs from base 1 to 1488 and encodes 495 amino acids. Gene Ontology annotation, biological process: mitochondrion distribution. The record is from RefSeq and is a predicted model, not a curated record. Gene Ontology annotation, cellular component: cytoplasm. The transcript is spliced from 11 exons. NCBI's taxonomy places the organism in Eukaryota, Fungi, Basidiomycota, Agaricomycetes, Boletales, Suillaceae.
AUGAGAGAGAUCAUCUACAUCCAAGCAGGCUCAUUCGCAAACUACACUGGAACUCACUUCUGGAACACCCAGGAGAGCUAUUUUACCUACGACGAUGACGAUGAACCUAUCGUAAACCACGACCUUUCAUUCGAAGAAGGACGGAGUCCUCAGAAUCAGCCAACGCUUUGUCCACGCCUGCUGGCGUUUGACCAGAAGUCAAACUUCGGGACACUCGCGAAAACGAAAGAAGCAGAUACAGCUACCGAUGUUUCUCUUGAUACGACCUGGCGAGGCAGGGUAGUUCGAGAGACACAAGAUCCGAUCCCUCAAAGCGAAUACCACGCUCGUCUUGAAGGCGAAAUGGACGAAGAAGGCAAUCUGGAAUAUACAGACCCAAAUAUCAGAUACUGGUCAGAUUACAGUCGCGUUUUCCUCGAUCGAAAAUCUAUACAGGCCAUCCCUGAUGCACUGGAAAGUACCGAGGCUGGGUGGAGUGUUGGUCAAGAGCUCUUCCGGCGAUACAAUGAGGAUGCAGAGCUCAUGGAGGGGGCGUUUCGUCUCCUCGUCGAGAACUGCGAUAACUUCCAGGGAUUGCAAAUGAUGAAUGAUACAGCUACCUUUGGGGGUUUCUCGCAUGCUUUCCUGACUUCCUUCCGCGACGAGUUUCUCAAGGCUUCUACACUGAACUUUAGCUUCCUUUCGGGUGCAGACCCCAAUCACGCCGGCAUUGACAAUUUUCUCGACACGAAAAGAAUUAUCAACGACGCAUUGUGUUUGCAAAGUCUCCAUCAGCUCUCGGAUAUCACUUUCCCGAUAUUAAAUCCAUCCCGAUGGUCCACGUUGGAAAGUACCCUAUCGCAGGGACUUGCCUAUGAUAAAAGGAGCCUGUAUCAUUCGUCUGCAAUCAUCUCGUCGCUCGUAGAGACCGCUACGCUGCCCUUGAGGCUGAAAGGUAGUCGGGAUGACAUCGCAAUAAUCGCUGACCAUUUGAACUGGCGGAAAUGUUCUCGAUUUGGACAACUGGGAGGCAUAGUUUCACUACCAUUUCCUGCGCCAGAGUCGACGUUCACCGAUCUGCACUGCAACUUCUCGACCGGUUUGCCAAAUCAGCAUGAUGUUUUUGCGAGGCGAAACGUAACUCGAGGGUUACUGGAUCAAGACCUGGCAGCGUUUGAUGCAUGGUGUGACUUGUCAUCGCUCCAGGAACCUCUGAUCUCCAGCAUUCAUGCACCUGCUUAUCCCGUGCCGACAUCUUUUCCGUCCAUAUUCCGGCACACUAAGCCAACGUCAAUGAGGAUGAUGUCGUCGCUUGUCACAGCACCUUCUACAUCGAUCCCGCUCACGUUGUACGCGAGGUUUGUGGAACAAACUGCAAGGACGCGGAGGAGUGAUGGUGUGCUUAUGAGCAUGGGACUAGAGAGCGACGACGUGAAAGAGCUUGCUAGUGCGUUGUGGGAGAUUGUCGAUGGGUACGGGAGCGACAGGAUGGCUGAAGGCAAUGACUAA